This is a messenger RNA of Trypanosoma grayi, 525 nucleotides long. Its product is annotated as putative retrotransposon hot spot (RHS) protein. The coding region runs from base 1 to 525 and encodes 174 amino acids. The transcript has a single exon. The record is from RefSeq and is a predicted model, not a curated record. NCBI's taxonomy places the organism in Eukaryota, Euglenozoa, Kinetoplastea, Trypanosomatida, Trypanosomatidae.
AUGCCUCCAAAAAGAGAGAAUGUUCAGCGAAGGACUCCUGUAGGAGACACCGUGGCCACAGAGCGAGAGCAGCCUCAGCGGUCGCGUAGAGGAGUGAGAACAAUAACAGGUUCAGACAACAGUGAUGCUCAGCCCCGAGCGUCACGUGCAAGUGCAGGGACUGUUAAUAAACCCAGGUGGACUCUCGACAGCACAGUGGAGGAAGUUCUGCUACAAGGAAAUCUUCCUCCGGCGAAUAUGAAGCUGAAAGACUUUCUUACCGAAUACCUUGAUGGCAUGGGUGUCGAGGAAGUGAAUAAGAAUGUCAGUAUGGAUGCGUUUGUCGUGGAGCCUGGUAUGUUCAUCACUGACAAUAGGCUGUUGAACGUCAUACUUGCGAUGUCGCCAUUCAAGGCAAUAGUAGAGGAAAUGAAAUACAGGGAAGCACAGAGGGAAGCACAGAGGGAAGCUGAGCACAAACUCAAAGAGACUGGUGUGUAUUCUCUCCGACAGUGGGACGUGUAUGAUAAAAAGGAACANAUAUGA